AUGGCGGGUUCUGGUGAAGAGGAGGAGCCGGUUGAUGGAGUAAACCUUGAAGGGCUAUGGCAGAAGUUGGCUGACGAUCCGGUCAUACGCAAACUUUUCGUGAAGAGCAAGACGCUCUUUUCCUGGCCAACCCCGGGGCAGACUGGUGUCAUUAACUAUGAGACCUUGCGUCCCAACUCGCGCCUCUUGUCGAUUCUCAUCGAAAACUGGUGUCCGAAGAUGCAAAAAGCGAAGACCGUUUAUCAGCCUCAUGCUCGAGCAGAGGACCCAGUGAUUCGCUCUCUCUUUGAGCAGAUGGCCAAGUACUGGGUGCCAAAGCCCACUAAGACAAAGAAGGCCGAAGAGGGCCAAGAGGCAAGUGCUUCGGAUGAAUCCGCUGCAGACUCUCCAGAGUCAUGCUCACAAGUGCUUUCGGGUGAGGAUGCUCUUGAUGAUGAAACACUGAAGGUUGCCCUUAAUCUAGGAUUUCAAGUAGCAGUCCCCAAAGGCCCAUCAGAAGCCUCCUUGCACACUGGCAUCACCGAAGAUUUUGCUGGCAAGCUGAAUGUAAGCGAGCCAGUCUCGGCAAGUACAGAGCCCAAGCCUCCCAUGGCUUCGCCUUCAGAUAUCGUUGAGAUCUCCGAUUCCCCAGUGCAUAGCCCCGCAGCCAAGCGUUGGAAGACGAGUGGCAAUGAACGCCACACACGCAUUGCUGCGAUAUUGAAGCAAGAAUUGGAGCGAAGGCAGCGUGCGGUGGCUCGGCCAUUGCUGGCCCGUUCGAGUCCUGCUCGGGAGGUUGUGCAGGCAGAGAAUCAGGACACGCAGCUGGCAGAUCUUUCUCCGAUUGCCAGGAAGUUGAAGGAGUCGUUUGAUGCGGCUGACCAUGCUCCUCCAAUGGUUGGUGGUUCCGAUGGGUCACACAGCCCAGACAGCGCACGUGCGGGCAGUAGUGUCUCCAACCUCGAGGAUGCCGAGCCUGAUGUUUUUCAUAAUGUGUGCAACCUCACUCGGGAGGAGCAGAUGAGGCUACGAGAUGAUCUAAAAGUGGCUGCUCAGGAAGCUGCUGCUGAAGCUCCUGCUGCACAUGAUGAGCUCGACGAGUUGAACCAGGGCAAGAAAGCCACAGCCAAGGCUAAGGCCAAGGGCAAGGACACCAAUGCUGGUGAGGCUGAAGGUGAGCAGGCCAACGUUGGAGAUGAAUCCGUAAGACCAGUGUCUGUGGAUGAGCCAACGGAGGAGCCAGAGGCCGUAGAGCCGGCCGAGGUGGCGGAGGAACCGCUGGCGGUGGUGCCAGGGAAGAAACGUGGCCGAAAGCCAAAGGGUGGUGACAACAGCAACACAGACGAGGAGAACGCUGGUGCCAAGAAGAUUAAGGCAACGUUCGCAGGCAGAAACAAGCCUGACAAGGAUGCCUGGGCCAGAGCCAAGUGGUUGGCCAUUCGGGAUUCUUUCGGCCUUUAUGUCAGCCCCAAAGUCUUCUUCAGUGCCAGCUGUGAGGGUCCGUACUGGUCGCAUGUCAUGGAGCAGCUGAAGGGCAAGAAGGCCUCAGAUGUCAACCUGCCCAAGUUGUGCAAGACGUGUGCCAACUCCUUUCUGGCCCUGGAAAGCACCCAGUUAUUUGCGGGCCUGAGCGUGUGGCAAGGAGCGCUUGCGUGGCAUGUGAUAUAG
Symbiodinium natans is the source of this 1647-nucleotide messenger RNA. NCBI's taxonomy places the organism in Eukaryota, Dinophyceae, Suessiales, Symbiodiniaceae. The record is from the annotation of a GenBank genome assembly.